ACUCGCCGCCAUUUUCCUCAGAGCGGAAGGAGGAAGAGCAGAGGGAAAACAUUAAAGUGUUCCAGUGAAAAAUCCUCAUUAAAUAUAUAAUUUCUGUAAUGGAAGUCCCUGGACCAGACAGCGACUGGAGGAGCCCUCAGUUCCGACAAAAAGUCGUCGCUCAAAUUGAGGAGGCAAUGAGGAAGGCAGGAACGGCACACACCAAGUCGAGCAAUGACAUGGAGAACCAUGUUUAUGUCAAAGCCAAAUCCAGAGAGGAGUAUUUAUCGCUGGUGGCGAGGCUGAUCAUACACUUCAGAGACAUCCACAAGAAGGCUCUUGGUGGUCCAGAUCCCAUGAAUGCCCUGACUAACCUGACAGGGGUUGGAGGGGGUCCGGGUGCCAUUGGCAUGGGGCCUCGCCCCACCGGUGCUCCAGUGGGUGGCAUGGGGGCCAUGGGGCAGAUGCAGAUAGGCCAGCAUGCCAUGGCAGGGGUGGCUGGAAACCCACAAUCCAUAGGGGGUCCAGGACAGAUGCCGAUGCAGCAGAUGGUGCAGGCUCAGCAGCAGCAGCAACAACAGCAGCAGCAGCAGUCUAUUCAGUUCCAGCAGUUCCAACAGGCCCAGCAGCAGCAGCAGAACGCUGCCAUGCAGCAGCAGAACGCUGCCAUGCAGCAGCAGCAGAACGCUGCUAUGCAGCAGCGGCAGUUCCAGGUGCAGCAGCAGCUGAGGGUGCAGCAGCUACAACAACAGCAACAACAGCAACAACAACAACAACAACAACAACAACAACAGCAGCAGCAGCAGCAGCACCACCAGAACCAGCAGCAGCAACAGGCCCAGAACCAGCAGCAGCAGAACCAGAUGCAUCAGACUACGAUUCAGCAGCAGCAGAUGGUGCAGCUGCAGCUCCAGCAGCAGCAUGCUCAGGCUCAGGCUCAAGCUCAGGCUCAGGCUCAAGCUCAGGCUCAGGCUCAGUCCAUCCAACACAUGGUACAGCAGCAACAACAGCAGGUUCAGAAUCAGGCUCAGCCUCAGCCCGGUCAGAUGCCUCCACACACUCAACAGCAGCAGCAGCAGCAGCCCGGCAUGGUGCCUCAGUCUCUGGCCGGACAGAUGGCUUCCGCUCAGCACGUUCCCAUCAACUCGCUCAGUCAGCAGCAGCAGCAGCAGCAGCAGCAGCAGCAGCAGCAGCAGCAGCACCAGCUCAAGAUCCAGGCCUUCCAGGCCGCGGCACAGCAGGCCGCGGCACAGCAGGCCGCGGCACAGCAGGCCGCGGCGCAGGCACAGCUCAACGCAGCUGCUGCAGCCGGCUCAGCUGUCCCGGGACAGGUGAGAUGGCAACCGCCUCCAGCUCAGUUGGUUCGUCCUGGGAUGAUCACCACCCGGAUGCCUCGAGCCCCCCUGAACCCCUCCAUCCCCCCUCAGAACGUUGCUGCUGCAGCCGCAGCCGCAGCCGCCGCCGCAGCCGCCGCCGCGGCAGGAGGACAGCAGAUGACACAGCAGGUGCAGCAGCAUUCCAUGAUGUCAUCGCCCUCACCUGUACAAGUCCAGACCCCGCAGUCGAUGCCUCCCCCUCCCCAGCCGUCACCUCAGCCCCCCACCUCGCAGCCCAACUCAGCCAGCUCCGGUCCCACGCCGUCUCCGGGGGGUUUCCAGCCUAGUCCCUCGCCUCAGCCCUCACCAAGCCCCGCCAACAGUCGGACCCCCCAGAACUAUGGAGUCCCCUCCCCAGGGCCGCUCAAUACUCCAGGUAACCCGAGCUCGGUGAUGAGUCCGGCUGGACCCACGUCUCUGGAGGAUCAGCAGUACAUGGAGAAACUCAAACAGCUCUCCAAAUACAUCGAACCUCUGCGCAGGAUGAUCAACAAGAUCGACAAGAACGAAGACAGAAAAAAGGACCUGAGUAAGAUGAAGAGUCUGUUGAACAUCCUGACUGAUCCAACCACCAGGUGUCCUUUGAAGACGCUGCAGAAGUGUGAGAUCGCUCUGGAGAAGUUGAAGAACGACAUGGCCGUGCCGACGCCGCCUCCCCCUCCAGUUCCCACCAAGCAGCAGUAUCUGUGUCAGCCGCUGCUGGACGCCGUCAUGGCCAACAUCCGCUCUCCGGUCUUCAACCACUCUCUGUACAGGACCUUCGCCCCCGCCAUGACCACCAUCCAUGGACCCCCCAUCACGGGUCCCAUCGUCUCGGGCAGGAAGAGGAAACACGAGGACGACGAGAGGCAGACCAUCCCGAACAUCCUGCAGGGGGAGGUGGCUCGCCUCGACGUCAAAUUCCUCGUCAACCUGGAUCCUUCAUUCUGCAGCAACAACGGCACCGUGCACCUCGUAUGCAAGCUUGACGAUAAAAACCUCCCCAGUGUUCCUCCUCUGCAGCUCAGUGUUCCUGCAGAUUAUCCUGAUCAGAGUCCAUACUGGGCGGACGACGGGGAGCAGUAUGGUGCAAACGGCUUCCUGCAAACGGUCCACAAAAACAUGACGUCCAAACUGCUGCAGCUGCCUGACAAACACUCGGUGACGGAGCUGCUCAACACCUGGGCUCAGAGCGUCCGCCAGGCCUGCCUGUCUGCUGCAUGAAGCCCCGCCCACCUGAGGUCACCUGACAGCAUUGCUUUGACACAAAGACACUUUUUUUUUUUUUUUUUUUAAUUACGUAAACACUAAACGUCUGACCUUGGACAGGUUUCAUCAGUGAAGUGUUUAGGACAAACGGCUCCACCUGUUGACGGUUUUCAUUAACAUCAAGAAGCUGCUGUGUCCCACGCUCCUGAACGCUCCAUGAGCUCAACCUGCAGAUGUUAUCAGAAUGACAUACCUGAUCAAAUCCCUGAUGCAUUCUGGGAAAAUUAAGACUAUUUGGCAUGAAGCUGAUGGAGCCCCCUCGCCUGUUUACACCUGCGUCAUAGAGUGUCCUUAAGUCGACAUGUUUCUGCUGUGUUCAAAAGCCUUAUUGUGAAACAGCAGAUUUUAGCCGCUUACUUGUAUUUAAUUUGUUUCUGCAUCAACAGGAAACAAAAAAAGGGAUAAGAGUAACAGAACCGCAUGUAACAGCUGAACUCUCAAAUCUCCCGAUAUAUAUUCUGCUCCCCUGAAUGCAACACAGAAUGGUUUGUGUUUGUUUGAAUGAGUUUCUGUUUUUGUACCUCAGAGAGGAUCUGUCAUAAAGAAGAACUUUAAGAAAUGUUUGUACACUUUGCUUUUCAAAGUGAAAAUAUAAAUGUAUUUUUUUGCUAUCAUAAUUAAACCUUUCAGUUUCAACUUUUUAAA
Messenger RNA from Labrus mixtus (cuckoo wrasse), 3248 nucleotides. It is a transcript of the gene med15, whose product is annotated as mediator complex subunit 15. Lineage: Eukaryota; Metazoa; Chordata; Actinopteri; Labriformes; Labridae. The coding region runs from base 99 to 2558 and encodes 819 amino acids. Gene Ontology annotation, molecular function: transcription coregulator activity. The record is from RefSeq and is a predicted model, not a curated record. Gene Ontology annotation, biological process: regulation of DNA-templated transcription. The transcript has 18 exons.